Chondrus crispus (carragheen) is the source of this 2181-nucleotide messenger RNA. RefSeq lists its product as hypothetical. The transcript is spliced from 4 exons. The record is from RefSeq and is a predicted model, not a curated record. Bases 1 to 2181 code for a protein of 726 amino acids. NCBI's taxonomy places the organism in Eukaryota, Rhodophyta, Florideophyceae, Gigartinales, Gigartinaceae.
AUGCAUGAUUACGGUACCGACGCUGUGUGUGCUUCAGAUAUUGGCAUGACAUGGCAUGACAGUGGCUCUACAAUCACCGACAGCAUCUCGAACAACCCUACCCACUCAAAAAUGUCGGUCUGCCCUGCCCUUGCACUCUUCUUUGUUUCUUUUAUCAUCGCCUCGGCACAAUCCACCUCCAAUAACUGUGAUAGAGGCUUUUUCUUCAACGGUACACGGUGCCGAGAAUGCCCGGCCGGCACCUAUCAGGAUGAACGCCGUGCCGGCAGUUGUAAGAAAUGUCCCCCUGGAACGUUCAGCGAAAUACCCGGGAUGGUUGGAAUCGAUUUAUGUCUUCCGUGUCCUGCCGGGACGUUUUUGACAAAACGGGGAAACCCGUCCGAAGCUAAUUGCAUCAAAUGCCCUCCCGGCCAGUCUUCCGUACGAGGUUCGAUCUCUUGCGCUCGCUGCAAUCCUGGCACUUUUCUUGUCGCAAGAAGAGAUCGCUUAGAAUGGAACCGAAGAAGACCGACUUGCAGAAAUUGCCCUAUGAACACGUUCAGUGCCAUGCCUAAUGCUAAAAAAUGUACGCCGUGUCCGAUAUCUCUUGUGAGCACUGAAGGAAAAGCGAUAUGCACCAAAUGCAGACCAGGAUUUCGUUUAACCAUAGAAGAUCUUCCCGGUAGGAGAUGUGUGAGGUGCAACUCCUUCAAAGUCAGUGAUGGAACUACGCCUUGUCUGCGGUGCCCUCCCGGGUUUUUCAAUAGACGGUCUGUAGGCGCCUCCACUUGUAGGCCAUGUCCCCCGGGAACAACGUCAUCACAGAAUGGCGACAAGUGUGAAAAAUGCCUUGCAGGCAGCGUUAGAGGAACUGGAUCACCGUUCUGUCUUCCACGAGACACUCCCUGCCCGGAGAACUACUUUCUCAACGGCGCGAACGCAUGCCAGACGUGCAGUAAAAGCGAGCGUUUUGACGAAAAGACCAAGAAAUGCAUUUCAUGUGGCCGAAACAUGGAGAGCAAAGGCGGCCUUUCCCAAAUAUGCGAAAAGUGCCCCUCCGAUCGCGUUUCGGGCAGAAAUGGUUGUGUCUGCAAACCGGGAUUGGCCAUCGACCGAGAUGGAUCGUGCUUUCGUUGUCCAGCUGGUCAAAUAUGGGAUGGGGACUUCUGCAGGGAAUGUGAUGGCCUGUUUGAAAUUGUCCCUCCAGGUUCGCUUUCCUGCUCCGAGUGUCCGCCAGGCACAGUUCCAUCUUUUCCGUUUGCUCGUUGUGAGACCUGUCCAAACGGCACACGGCCCUCAAUGGAUAUCGGCUUUAACUCCAAAUUGACUGCAAGGUGCGUUGAUGUUAAGACUGGGUGCCGCCCCGGGUUCCUCCGCAAUCUUCUUGACGGAAACUUUCGGGAUUGCCACCCCGCAUCCUGCCCACCUGGGACAGUAGAACAACUCGUCAACUUUGGUUUUUCCGACAGGACACGCAUCUGUCACGACUGUCUUCGUGGUGAGUUCUUCAAUCGCGUUAAAUGUAAACGUUGUCCAGGGAAUGCAGUCAGUCCUGGAGGUCUUGUCAACAGCUGUCAACGGUGUCCUCGGGGGAUGGAGCCGGAUCCCGAAGAUCUAAGUCGAUGUGCUUGCCUCUCCACGUUCUCAGAAGCAAGGGGAAUGGUAAACGGGAUUUGCGCGCCAUGCCCGAAAGGAAUGUUUGGCUUCCUUCUUAGUGAGCUUGGGUGUCGCAAGUGCCCGUCCGGUCUAGUAUCAGCGAGGAGGGGAGCUUUCGAAUGCAAGCUUUGUCCCAUUGGGUCAGUUGCAAACAAGAAUCAGACUGGCUGCGAAGAAUGCGUCUCCGGGACGACAAGCUUUGGAGUCGGCGAAACGACUUUUAUAUACGGCGCCCUCGCCGCCUUGGCGCCGGCACAGCUGCCUUCCAAACGCCUUGUAAAACGCCUCCAGCAACACAUGCCGCUCCCCACCCCGCAGCCUCCUCAGCUGCAAGACGGCAGGCACGGGCAGCCCAUACGGGUCAUCCUUCUCCGCGCAACGCCCCAGGUCGUCUGCGACAGCCUCCCUCGCGGCGUGCCUGCUCGAUGGCCGCGCGCGAGAUGUCCGGGCGGACGACAGGUGGGCGUCGUAGCGGCGCGUGGACAGGUGCAAGGGGCGCUUGAGAGACUCGGAGGACGGGGUGGCGGCGUUGAGAGGCCAUUGUAG